This is a messenger RNA of Symbiodinium natans, 1857 nucleotides long. The record is from the annotation of a GenBank genome assembly. Lineage: Eukaryota; Dinophyceae; Suessiales; Symbiodiniaceae.
AUGGAGGGAGAUGCCAAGGGCACAAAGCGCAGCGUCUGGCUGGCCUGGAAGGCGGACGCCCAACAAAGCCGCGUGACCCGGCAGGCCCGGGAUGCUGCGAACGCAGAGGCUCAGAAGCUUCAGCUGCUCCUUGCGGAUGAGCAGAGGAAGAACGAUGAGCUCCACAAGUCUGCUGCCCAGAUCCUCGCGGACAAGAAGGCAGCCGCCCACAGGCAGAUCGAGUACAUCGCUGCCAAGUGGGCAGGAGGGAAUCGGAAAGGCGCCAUGACCGGCGUCUUCCGAGGCUGGCACGGCUACACCAUGGACUCCAAGCGGAAGGGGCGGAAGAACCAGGCAGUCCACGCCGCCUUGACCAAAGCACUUCUGGGCGAGGCCAAAGGAGCGUGCAAGAACGCCUUGAUCAACUGGCACAUGCUCACAAAGGACGAGAAGAAUGAGAGGAAGCGGGAAGCCGAUGCGAAGGAGGCCGAGCUGAAGCUGGCAAAGUCCCGCGAGGAGCAGGAGGCGGAGCUUGAGCGCAUGAUCUUGCAGGCACAGCAUGGCGCGGAUGCCGCGAAGGCUCGCGCAUGGCACGCCACACAGAUGGUCCUCAAGAAGUGGCUCGGGGGCGGUGCAAAAGGCUUGCUGAAGCAGUUCUUUCAGGACUGGCAAGCCUUUGUGGCCGACGUCAAGCAGGCUGCUGUUCAGAAAGAGAGUGUCAAGGAGUCGGUGAUGCGUUUCAUUCUGAGCGACCAGCGGGGUCUGCUGUACACCUGCGUGAACUCGUGGCUCAACUAUGUCCGCUUCGAGAUCAAGCACCAGCGCAUGAUGGAGCAGCAGCAGCAGAAGAUGGACGCGCUGGAGCAGGGCCUGUCCAACUUGAUGAAGAAGCAAGAGGUGCAGAUGAUGAGGGCCGCAGAGGCCUUCGGCUCCAAGCAGGGGCCCGUGCUUAUGGGUAUGGCGCUCCGAGCCUGGCACGAGCUCUCCAUAGGCGAGAGGGAGCGAGAAGAGGCGGAGCGAGAGCGGCUAGUGCAACUGGAGGAGCUGGAAAGGCAGCACGAGGCAGCGGAACAGAAACGACACCAGCUGAUUGCCCGCGCGCUGGAUGGCAUGGGCUGCAAGCGGACGCGCGUCAUCUUGGCCGAGUACUUCUCAGCUUGGGCAUACCUCUGGGACACUGAGAAGCUGGAGAAGAUGGUGAAGCUGAGCCACAACUCUCAGAUGCAAAAAUACUCGGAGUACAUUCUGGGCAAGCACCUGCAGAAGAAUGCGGGUGCGCUGCUCGCGGCAAGCUUUCGCGAGUGGCACAUGGAGACUCGUGCUUCGGCCCAUGCUCUUCACUCCGACUCCAUGGAGGAGCGCCUGCGUGAAAUGAUGGAGUAUGCGCAGCAGCUGGAGCAGCAGCGCGCGGACCUCCAAGAGCAGCUGCAGCUGUACUAUCAGCAGAUCGACUUGAUCACCGAGACACUGCAGAAGGAGCUGCAGACCAAGGAAGAGCUCGCCUCCGAGUUGCGCGACGCCUACGACAAGAUGCGACAGCAGUCCAAGGUGCCCCUGACGACGCCCAGCACCAUGGCCAGCCUGGAGAGCCGCAGCCGCACCAGCAGCGUGGAAGCGCGCCGGAAGGAGACCACGGCGACGCCGAAAGGCCCGCGAACGCCUCGUCCUUCCACGUCCACACCCGGAGCCGCCAACACGGCCGCCGCCAACACGUCGAGCUCGGCGGGGGCAAAGGGCACGCUGUCCGAGCCCCUGGCGAUGCCGACGCUGCCGCCGGCACGCCGGUCCCGGGGUCGCGAGGACUCCCCGACCAGCUGCGAUUGGAAGACUGCAGUGCAACGGAUGUCGGAAGAAGGUCUGGUUCAUCUCGAGUCCUAG